Harpia harpyja (harpy eagle) is the source of this 1412-nucleotide messenger RNA. Its product is annotated as blue-sensitive opsin-like. The record is from RefSeq and is a predicted model, not a curated record. NCBI's taxonomy places the organism in Eukaryota, Metazoa, Chordata, Aves, Accipitriformes, Accipitridae. Gene Ontology annotation, cellular component: photoreceptor outer segment; membrane. Gene Ontology annotation, molecular function: G protein-coupled receptor activity. Gene Ontology annotation, biological process: phototransduction; visual perception; G protein-coupled receptor signaling pathway.
UGAUCCCCCCAACCCGCUAAUCAGGGCUCGGGGGCGAUUAGUCGCCCCAAAAGCGGCUUGACGGGUGGGUAAGCCCGGCUUGGCCAGCGCCCGCCCGUCGGAUAAGCCGAGCUCAGCCGCGCUUUGCGGCGUUAGCCCCGAUUAGGGGGCCGGGGGGGGUCCGGCCCCAUCCGCCCCCCUCCCUAUAAAGGUCCCGCCGGCCGCCCCCCUGGCCCGCACCCCUCUGCGUCCGCCCGUCCGUCCCCGCCGCCAUGCAGAAGUCGCGGGAGGGCCAGGAGGAGCUCCCGGAGGACUUCUACAUCCCCAUGGCCCUGGACACCCCCAACCUGACGGCGCUGAGCCCCUUCCUGGUGCCCCAGACCCACCUGGGCAGCCCCGGGGUCUUCAUGGGGAUGUCGGCCUUCAUGUUCAUGCUGAUCGCCCUGGGGGUGCCCAUCAACGCCCUCACCAUCUUCUGCACCGCCAAGUACAAGAAGCUGCGCUCCCACCUCAACUACAUCCUGGUCAACCUGGCCGUCUCCAACCUGUUGGUCAUCUGCGUCGGCUCCACCACCGCAUUCUACAGCUUCUCCCAGAUGUACUUCGCCCUGGGGCCCACCGCCUGCAAGAUCGAGGGCUUCGCCGCCACCCUCGGAGGCAUGGUGAGCCUCUGGUCGCUGGCGGUGGUGGCCUUCGAGCGGUUCCUGGUGAUCUGCAAGCCCCUGGGCAACUUCACCUUCCGGGGCAGCCACGCCGUCCUGGGCUGCGCCGCCACCUGGAUCUUUGGCCUCGUCGCCUCCGUGCCCCCCCUCUUCGGCUGGAGCAGGUACAUCCCCGAGGGGCUGCAGUGCUCCUGCGGCCCCGACUGGUACACCUCCAACAACAAGUGGAACAACGAGUCCUACGUCAUCUUCCUCUUCUGCUUCUGCUUCGGCGUGCCCCUCGCCAUCAUCAUCUUCUCCUACGGGCGCCUGCUCCUCACCCUGCGCGCGGUGGCGAAGCAGCAGGAGCAGUCGGCCACGACGCAGAAGGCGGAGCGGGAGGUGACCAGAUGGUGGUGGGUGAUGGUGCUGGGCUUCCUCGUCUGCUGGGCGCCCUACUCGGCCUGCCUCUGGGUGGUGACGCACCGCGGGCAGGCCUUCGACGUGGGGCUGGCCUCCGUCCCCUCCGUCUUCUCCAAGGCCUCCACCGUCUACAACCCCGUCAUCUACGUCUUCAUGAACAAGCAGUUCCGCUCCUGCAUGCUGAAGCUGGUGUUCUGCGGGAAGAGCCCCUUCGGGGACGAGGACGACGUCUCGGGAUCCUCGCAGGCCACCCAGGUCUCCUCCGUCUCCUCCAGCCAGGUCUCGCCCGCGUAGGCCGCCCCACGGCAGCCUCUGCCCCACGGCGUUCGCCCCACGGUGGGCUCGGGCCCCCCCCCCACACACAUCUCC